Gamsiella multidivaricata is the source of this 757-nucleotide messenger RNA. RefSeq lists its product as uncharacterized. The coding region runs from base 326 to 670 and encodes 114 amino acids. Lineage: Eukaryota; Fungi; Mortierellomycota; Mortierellomycetes; Mortierellales; Mortierellaceae. The record is from RefSeq and is a predicted model, not a curated record. The transcript has 2 exons.
AGCAGCACCUCUUUCGUCUCUGCUCCCACAACAGACCCCCACAAGGUAGGCAAAGCGCGUCCACACCACCUUCCCUUGCACACAACCAACCUCCUUGCUCACUUGCUGAGCUUUGUCAUUAAGGCAGGGGCCCCCAGAGCGUUUUUAGUCCCUUUUCACGUGUCCACGUGGGUGUGCUUUAUAAAUGCAUAGAAUAUGGCAGCUAGUAUCAGUGCCAUUUCGUGUGUGCCGGUUUGAAGAAGAUUUGUUGCAGCACAACGGCAGCCAGGCGCAGUGCGACGGGUCCUACCACUGACCUACAUGUGGAUUCCUCACGCUGUGGAGGAUGAAGCAUUGGGCAUGUCGCACAGCAUUUAAGUGUGUGCGGGUGCUCCAUUUAGUGACACAACGGCACACGCCCUUUCUGGUGUUGCACUACCCCCUGUUGCUUCAUGUACAGCAUGCAAGCGCACCACUCCUUCUGCUCAUGGGCAUAGUGUGCUGGGGCCCUCUUUUGAGCCCAUACGGCGCAGCACACUGGGUAGAUGGCAAACGCAAUACCGCUUGGGAUAUUACACAGCGAGCAGCAUCCUCUAUCUCCACAAUUUUCUGCACAGUUGUUCUUCUUUCCGUUUCCACUUCGGAUUCUUGUGUGCUCCUUGAGCGCCAAGAUGGAAAUAUGGAUGUUUGAAACCGGAUGGGUAGCUCGCUGUCCUUUUCUAUGUAGUUUGUUUCUCGUUUCUUUUUGUUCUGCUGGUUCUCAGUUCCCCAAGGCAAA